AUGCUUUCACUCGUUCUUAAGGCUGAGCUGGAGGGCGUGACCGGCCUCCAGCCCACUGAUACUGAAGAGAACCCCUACUUCUACACGUUCAAGGUGCAAUGCAGCUCUUGCCGCGAGACGCACCCGAACUGGGUCAGCUUCAAUCGCUUCGAGACACAUGAGAUCCCUGGUAGCCGUGGCGAGGCCAACUUCGUCUGGAAGUGCCGGCUGUGCACGAAAACUCACACUGCUUCCAUCACUGCGGGCCCCCAUGUCUACGAGGCCGAUGAGAAGAAGAGCAGCAAGAAGAUUAUCGAGAUGGACUGCCGCGGACUUGAAUUCGUUGACUUCAAGGCUGAUGGUGAAUGGGAGGCCAAGGGCGCCGAGACCACCACCAAGUUCACAGAAAUUGAUCUUAUGGAGGGUGAGUGGUAUGAUUACGAUGAGAAGGCUGGUGAGGUUAGCAUCAAGGAGAUUACCUGGACCGUCGGCCGGUGA
This is a messenger RNA of Penicillium verhagenii, 477 nucleotides long. RefSeq names its product CXXC motif containing zinc binding protein. The record is from RefSeq and is a predicted model, not a curated record. The transcript is spliced from 5 exons. The coding region runs from base 1 to 477 and encodes 158 amino acids. Lineage: Eukaryota; Fungi; Ascomycota; Eurotiomycetes; Eurotiales; Aspergillaceae. Gene Ontology annotation, molecular function: zinc ion binding.